AAAAAAAAAAAGAACCUUUUUGUUUUGUUUUCAUUAUUGGGUUGUUGUGUCUCUUUUCUUCUUUCGAUCGAUGUCGGAAAAGGAAGAACUUCCGUCGACUUCAAAGUCCACCGGAGCUCCGUCGCGACCGACUUUAUCUCUCCCUCCACGACCCUUUAGUGAGAUGUUCUUUAACGGUGGAGUUGGAUUCAGCCCUGGUCCGAUGACUCUUGUCUCAAACAUGUUUCCCGAUUCCGAUGAGUUUAGGUCUUUCUCUCAGCUCCUUUCCGGUGUCAUGCCUUCUCCAGCUCCUCCAUCUACGGCGGCAGCUAGUGAAGAUGGGAAUAAUAAUAAUAGCUCGAGUGGUGGUGAAGUUGACCCGAGAUUCAAGCAGAGUAGACCCACCGGUUUGAUGAUUUCUCAGUCUCCGUCGGCGUCGACGAUGUUCACCGGAACGCCAGGGCUAAGUCCGGCGAUGCGGCUUGAUUCACCGAGCUUCUUGGGUCUUUUCUCUCCCAUUCAGGGAUCAUAUGAAAUGACACAUCAGCAAGCUCUAGCACAAGUCACAGCACAAGCAGUUCAAGCCAAUGCUAAUAAUAUGCAACCACAAACCGAGUACCCUCCUUCCUCUCAGGUUCAAUCAUUUUCGUCAGGUCAACCUCAGAACCCGACCACAGCUCCGAAUUCUUCAGCUCCAAGAGAAACCUCAGAUAUGACCAUCGUUGAGCACAGGUCACAGCAGCCUCUAAACGUUGACAAACCAGCUGAUGAUGGCUAUAACUGGAGAAAGUAUGGGCAAAAGCAAGUUAAAGGCAGCGAGUUUCCUAGAAGCUAUUACAAGUGCACGAAUCCUGGAUGUCCUGUCAAGAAGAAGGUUGAGAGAUCUCUUGAUGGACAAGUAACGGAGAUUAUCUACAAAGGUCAGCACAAUCAUGAACCUCCUCAAAACACUAAGCGAGGCAACAACAGAGAUAGCACAGCUAAUCUAAAUGGGAGUUCGGCAUCACAGUUUCAAACCAGUAAUAAAACCACGAGGGAACAACAUGAAGCAGCAAGUCAAGCUACAACAGAGCAAAUGUCUGAGGCAAGUGACAGUGAAGAAGUUGGUAAUGGAGAAACUGGUGUGAAGAAGAAAGUUGAAGACGAGCCUGAUCCCAAGAGAAGAAGUACAGAAGUUCGAGUUUCAGAACCAUCUGCUGCUGUUGCUGCUUCACAUAGAACUGUGACAGAGCCUAGAAUCAUUGUCCAAACGACAAGUGAAGUUGAUUUAUUAGAUGAUGGAUAUAGGUGGCGUAAAUAUGGACAGAAAGUCGUCAAAGGGAAUCCUUAUCCAAGGAGUUACUACAAGUGCACAACACAGGGAUGUGGAGUAAGGAAACAUGUGGAAAGAGCAGCAACAGAUCCUAAAGCUGUAGUAACAACAUAUGAAGGAAAACAUAACCAUGACCCUCCAGCAGCUAAAUCAAGCAGCCAUGCCGCUGCUGCAGCAGCACAGUUAAGGCCAGAAAAUCGUUUGGCCAACUUAAAUCAGCAACAGCAACAGCAGCAGCAGCCUGUUGCACGCCUAAGGCUGAAAGAAGAGCAAAUAAUUUAAGAGAAGAAAAACUCUGUAUAUCUCUCUAUCAACUCAAAUUCCACUCUGAUCUUCUUUUCAUGACAGAGGUUUCAACUUUGAUGGAAUCUUUUGGUGAAGUUGAACAGGUAAAACUAUAUACACUUGUCUGAGAAAUCUAGCAGUUUACAGGAAAGGAGGAGUUCUUCAGGAAGGGUUGUAAACCUUAAAGCUUUGUAGGUUCUUAAGAUGUUUGUUUUACUUAUGUGGAUUCUUUUGUACAUGAGGAAGAAAACUACAGGUGGGAAGGGAUUGUGUUAUUGUUUCAGAGGAUAGAUUAUAACAUUAUGUGGAUGAAUUUAUCUGUUGUAAUAUUUUGUUUGUUUAUUUUUAUGGUAUUGCAUUAUUAACCCAG
Eruca vesicaria subsp. sativa (arugula) is the source of this 1946-nucleotide messenger RNA. The record is from the annotation of a GenBank genome assembly. NCBI's taxonomy places the organism in Eukaryota, Viridiplantae, Streptophyta, Magnoliopsida, Brassicales, Brassicaceae.